Papaver somniferum (opium poppy) is the source of this 2361-nucleotide messenger RNA. RefSeq names its product probable inactive purple acid phosphatase 2. Bases 129 to 2075 code for a protein of 648 amino acids. The transcript has 2 exons. Gene Ontology annotation, molecular function: metal ion binding; acid phosphatase activity. Lineage: Eukaryota; Viridiplantae; Streptophyta; Magnoliopsida; Ranunculales; Papaveraceae. The record is from RefSeq and is a predicted model, not a curated record.
AAUCUAGUCUAGUCUUGUACUUCACUUCAGCUGUGCCUCCAAAAUAAUACCAUUUUCUAAUUCGAAUAUACUUGUUUUCAUCUUCCAUUUCUAAUGGAUCAAACCUCUCUCGCUUGAUCUUCUCGAAAAUGAUUCGUUCAAUGUCCCUUUUCUUCAUCUUCUUCGUCUGCUUGUUUAUCAUUUCUACAGUACAAUCUGCAAACUCAUCUUCUCCAGUUUCCAUCACUUACACUCCCAAAACCCUAGCCAAAUCAGGUGAUUCAGUUAACAUCCAAUGGAGUGGAAUUGAAUCUCCAUCAGAUUUAGAUUGGUUGGGUAUAUAUUCACCACCAAAUUCAUCACACAAUAAGUGGAUUGGUUAUGUUUUUCUAUCUUCUUGUAAGAACUGGAAAUCCGGGUCUUGUUCAAUCGACCUUCCAUUGGUUAAUCUUCGAUCAAAUUACGAGUUUCGGAUAUUCAGAUGGACUGAUGAUGAGGUUGAUAAGGAAAAAGUUGAUCAUGAUCAUAAUCCAUUACCAGGAACAAAGCAUUUUUUAGGGAAAUCAGAAGAAUUAGGGCUUGAAAUUGGUAAUGGACCACAGCAAAUUCAUUUGGCUUUUACAGAUAAUGAAGAUGAAAUGAGGGUUAUGUUUAUUACAGGAGAUGGGAAGGAGAAUUAUGUUAAGUAUGGAAGAGAUGAAGGUGCCAUGAAUAAGGUUGUGAAGACUAUAGUGAGCAGGUAUGAGAGGAAAGAUAUGUGUGAUGCUCCUGCUAAUACUAGUAUUGGGUGGAGAGAUCCUGGUUUUAUUCAUGAUGGAGUCAUCAACAACUUGAAAUCAGAGAAAAGGUAUUAUUACAAGGUUGGAAAUGAUGCAGGAGGUUGGAGUGCGACUCAUAGCUUCAUGUCACGUGCUAGGAACUCAGAUGAGACAAACGCAUUUUUAUUCGGCGACAUGGGAACUGCAACCCCAUAUUCAACCUUCCUUCGCACGCAAGAUGAAAGUAUAUCAACAAUGAAAUGGAUUCUACGUGACAUUGAAGCUCUUGGUGACAAGCCGGCUUUUAUUUCUCAUAUCGGAGACAUUAGCUAUGCAAGAGGCUACUCGUGGUUAUGGGACACAUUCUUCACUCAAAUUGAACCUGUUGCAUCUAAGGUCCCGUACCAUGUGUGCAUUGGAAAUCACGAAUAUGAUUGGCCAUUACAGCCUUGGAAGCCAGACUGGUCUUCUUACGGUAAGGAUGGUGGUGGUGAGUGUGGGGUCCCAUACAGCCUCAAGUUUAAUAUGCCUGGGAAUUCUUCAUUACCAACUGGAACUCGUGCCCCUGCAACUCGGAACCUUUUCUACUCGUUUGACAGUGGGGUAGUGCAUUUCGUGUAUGUGUCAACUGAGACUAAUUUUCUUCCAGGCAGUGAUCAAUAUAACUUCAUUAAGCACGAUCUCGAGACAGUCAAUCGAAAGAAGACACCUUUCGUUGUUGUCCAAGGCCACAGACCAAUGUAUACAACUAGUAAUGAGAAUAGGGAUGCCCCCUUGAGGAACAGAAUGUUAGAACACUACGAGCCUCUGUUUGUGAAGAACAAGGUGACUCUAGCAAUGUGGGGUCAUGUUCAUAGGUACGAGAGGUUCUGUCCGAUGAAGAAUUUCACCUGUGGGGAGGAAAAUGAAGCUUUACCAGUACAUGUUGUGAUUGGAAUGGGGGGACAAGAUUGGCAACCUAUAUGGACACCAAGGCCUAACCACCCAACGGACCCAAUCUUCCCUCAACCUGAAAGGUCUUUGUACCGCACAGGCGAAUUCGGGUAUACGCGACUUUUUGCCACGAAGGAAAAGUUAACCCUCACCUUUGUAGGUAACCAUGACGGAGAGCCACAUGACGCGGUGGAAAUUCUGGCAUCAGGCAAAACUACAAAGAGAGUUGAGGAUGCUUCAAAUAAGUUAGAAGUGGGAAAAAGUUAUUUUUCAUGGUUCAUGAAAGGAAUGGGUCUUCUGGUGACUGGAGCUUUGACGGGAUAUCUGAUUGGUUCCAUAACACAUUCCAGAAGAGUACCUUCAUCUGGAGCAAGCUGGGCACCAGUGAAGACUGAGGAUGCAUGAACGGGUGGUUUCGGAAUCUAAGCUGCUGUAAGUUAUUGAGGUUCGGUAUUCUGUAAACUUUAAGUACUUUAUACUAUGUGAAAGAGGAGCAUCUCUUCAUUCCUGUAAAGCUGUGAUCGUGCCCUUGAAGUUGAUCCAGCCAGGUAAACUGUAAUUCCUUUACCCCUUCUUAAGCUUAUGUAAAUUAAUAAAUAUACCUUUUUAACUCACCAAGUUGUAUUGUUAUGUAUUUUUCAUCUCCACUCUCAUUAAUAAAUAUCGUGAAUCUAAAUAUUCACCGCUGCCA